GACAGUGACUGACCAGCACAGAUGGCAUACCCUUAGCACACUACAGUGAAGUUCAAGUGUCACGCGAUGGGAAUUUUGGCAAACGCCCAUAGUUUGUCCCCGCUGGGCAGCCGUAGAGAUAAGUAGGAAUGAUAGUUCAAUGCGGCCGCGCUGUACUGGCAUUGCAUAAUGAGGGAUAAUGCGAGCAGCAGCCGUCUGUCUCCUGUCACAUUGCAGUAGAGGGAGGAGGGCGCUGAUCAGACACGACGUGGCCGCACCUGGGGAGAUUACAGGGCAAUCUGCUGCCUACCCGUACUGAGAGGCGCCCUGUACCAGUGUCAGGCAGUCAGCUUUCUCCGGAGCAAGGAUCAUGGCGGUCACUGUCAUGCUGGUGCUCGGGGUCUCAGUGGGGCUCUACGUUUUAAUCUACUAUAACUUCAUCAAAGGAAGGCAAUGCAAGAGUGACGCCACCCUGAAAGGGAAGACUGUUAUCGUGACAGGAGCAAAUGUGGGAAUUGGGAAAAUGACUGCACUAGACAUGGCCAAGCGGGGAGCUCGAGUCAUUCUGGCUUGUCGUGUCAAAGAAACGGGGGAGGCAGCUGCAUAUGAUAUCCGUACAAUAUCUGGGAACAAUCAGGUGCUUUUCAUGCAGCUCAACCUGGCCUCUCUGGACUCCAUUAGAUCAUUUUGCAAAACAUUCCUGAGUAGUGAGCCUCGUCUGGAUAUACUGAUAAACAAUGCAGGCAUUGAAGGUAAAGGGAGGACUGAAGAUGGUUUCAAUUUGGUUUUCGGAGUCAAUCAUCUAGGACAUUUCCUGUUGACUCAUUUGCUUUUGGAUCGUCUCAAGCAGUGCAGCCCCAGCCGCAUUGUCGUUCUCGCAUCUCGUGCCCAUAGGAGAGGAAGGAUUGACUUCAAGGACCUAAAUCCACCAGGAGAUGCAUGGAGAGAUAUAGUCCAACUAUACUGUGACAGCAAACUCGCCAAUGUUCUGUUUGCCCGGGAGCUGGCCAACCGAUUACAGGGCACUGACGUGACUUGCUAUUCCGUUCAUCCAGGGGUGGUGCUCACUAACCUAGCGCGCAACUUCCCCUACUGGAUUCAGGUGCUGGUUUUCCCAUUUGCUUGGCUUCUGCUCCUGUCACCAAAGGAUGGAGCACAGACCUCUAUUUACUGUGCGGUACAAGAAGGAAUUGAAAUGUACAGCGGCCGCUACUUUGCCAACUGCCAGGUUCAGCAGCUCCAGCCCCAUGCUCGGGAUGACGCAGUGGCCAAGAAAUUAUGGGAAGUUAGUGAGGAUCUCCUGGGACUGACCAAAUGAAUCUUCCUGCAUAUCCUCUUACCUCAGGGCGCACCAGACGUCAUCCUAAGUAAAGGGGUGUCCCAUCAAUGUAAAUGUCAUUUGGAAGUACCCCUAACUGGCAUGAGAACAGGAAACUAUGCAAUUAAGUGGAAAGAUGUUUUACUGAUAUAAUUAGGGAUGGUAAUAUUUUCCAAUAUUAGUACUCAGCUAGGCUUGGGAGGAAGCAUGCAUACAUCAUCCAUUUAGAGUCACAGUGCAGAGCAUUUUAUUGCAGUGCAAAUCACAAUCUUUGCUGUAGUCCCCUUUAUUUCACUUUUACUAGCAACAGCAUCCAGCCACAAGUUAUGUCGGAGCUGGUGUACACUGACAGUGACUGAUGUCAUGUCUCCAGCUUUCCAGACUUUCACUGUGAAUGAGAUACUUGUGUAAAUUGUAAUUUGCCAGCACAAAGUCACUCCGUUAUGUCACUGGUUUCUAAUGAAUUAAGAGACUACAUACUUGCGGAUAUUGGUUUAGACCACAUACUGGCUGUAAGAUGCAUUUAAAGAAACAGGCCCAUCAAACAAGAGUCUACAAGUUCUUGAAUUUAUUUUAGUUAUAUAUAUAUAUUUUUUAACAUUACCCUUAAAUCUAAACACUCCUUUUUCUCUGACGUCCUAGUGGAUGCUGGGAACUCCGU
This is a messenger RNA of Pseudophryne corroboree (corroboree frog), 1958 nucleotides long. It is a transcript of the gene DHRS13, whose product is annotated as dehydrogenase/reductase 13. NCBI's taxonomy places the organism in Eukaryota, Metazoa, Chordata, Amphibia, Anura, Myobatrachidae. The transcript is spliced from 5 exons. The record is from RefSeq and is a predicted model, not a curated record. The coding region runs from base 350 to 1297 and encodes 315 amino acids.